Molecule: messenger RNA, 3851 nt
Organism: Hyla sarda
Lineage: Eukaryota; Metazoa; Chordata; Amphibia; Anura; Hylidae
Exons: 3
Coding region: 412-1260 (282 amino acids)
Molecular function (GO): serine hydrolase activity
Source: RefSeq, a predicted model, not a curated record
UUUAACCCUUUAAAUUCAUCAGUUACUUGAGAACAAUUUUACUUCUUGCAUACUCCUUGUUACUUCCUUUUGUCUCACUUGUCACAGACCUAUAGUAUGGUCCCGGAAACAGCUACCCGGCACUUCAGGGGUUACAACUGUCCAUUGUAUAAGGAUGACCUUCCCGCCCCUGCCUCAUAUUGGGGACAUUAGGGAGCGUCUACUACUAACAAGUCCUCAACUACACAGGCAAACCUUUCACACUCCGGGAUAUUGCUGUUACAAAAGCAGUGACGACUCACUAAUCCAUAACUAAUGCUGAGUCGUCAGUGUCGCCUGACUGCAUGUAGCCCUCACACUUAGGGGCUCUUCAUGUUGUAGGAGGGUCGUUUUCUCAAGUGUCAAGUAAGCACGUCACCCAUUGGCCUUAAUAUGAAAGCAUUGUCUGAAUCUGUGCCUCAGGAACCAGCACUUACUACCUCAUCACCUCCUCAGAUAAAAAAAUACUCCAACUCUGUCUCCUUAUACAGCAACACGGCAAUAUCUGAAAAUUCUACCCUACCUCGUCCACUGUUACUGUUCCUUCCUUGGCUGGGCUCAAGUGCUCCCUCCUAUAAGAAGUAUAUCCAGCUGUACUUUAACCUGGGUUUUGAUGUGUUGGUGGCAGAGAGCUCACUAUCACACUUUCUGUGGCCCAAGACAGGUCUGGAAUAUGCAAGACGUUUGUUAGAUCUCCUGAUGGGAGAAAAGGAUCUUUGUUCUCGGAAACUUUACCUCCAUGCAAUGUCCAUUGGAGGCUACACGUUUGCACAGAUGUUAGUGGGAUGUUCCAAGGAGCAGCAGGAAAUGCUGGAGAGGAUUCACGGUCAAGUGUUUGACAGUCUUGUGGUUGGCACUAUGGAAAGAAUGGCAAAAGGUGUGGCACAUAUGGUUGCUUUCCCUCUUUUCCAGUCGUUGGUUGUACGUGUGACGCUACUUUACUUCUCACUCUUUAAAGCCCAUACUGUAGAUUACUAUGAGAAAGGAAUCCAAGCCUUUUGGGAAAAGCCAGUCCCCUGUCCUGGCCUGUUCUUCUACUGCUUAAAUGACCCAAUGAGUGAUCAUAAUGCAGUGGAAGAGCUCCUUCAUCAUUGGAGAAAGAAUGGAAUCGAAGUUCAGGGCAAGAAAUGGAUGAAUUCAGUACAUGCAGGGCAUCUUCGAAGGCAUACGCAGGAGUAUACAGAUAUCCUGAACAAUUUCAUUAAUGAUCUACAGGCAAGAGUGCCAAAAAGCAAACUGUAGCUGACUGCUGCACAGUUUCAUCACUGCCGCAAAGUGUAUACUGGACAUUAUACUACUAAAGAAUAAUGUAUUAUGCUCAAGUUGUUUCUUAAAAUCAAUUUCAUUCUCAAGAUCAAUCACUCUUAAUAUGCUAUAUAAAAAAACUGGGGUGGGGGCUUCUCAAACCUUGUGCAGAGGAGCAGUUGCCCAUAACAACCAAUUAUAUUGCUACUUUCAUUUUUAAAAGGACUUCUUAAAAAAAAAAGAAAGCUUGAAUCUGGUUGCUUUAGGCAACUGCUCCACUUUUCUUUCCUCGAGGUUGGAUACAUCUCCUAUUAUGUAACCAGCAAUUCAGUGUUUGUUGAGUAAGAGGGUGUCCAGUAAUGGUUUUAUUUCAGUGUUGUGUUCACACGGGCAGGAUGUACUGAGAGUUUUCCGCUGAGGAAAUUUUGCCAUGGCGUAAAAUUUGCAGUAGAUCUCACAUGUGUGAAUGUACCCUUAGAGUAGGGUCUCAUGUUCCGUAUUUUGCUGCAUAUUUUCCUACCCAUUGAAGUCAAUUGGUAGCAAAAUCAGCUGUAGAAAGUAUGCAGCAAAAUAAGGCACGUGUGAACCUACCUUUAAGGGUCAUUAUUGUUACCAAUCUCCUGUCUAAUUACCAGUUCAAAAUUGACAGCAAAACUGCAUAACUGCUGCCAUGCUAGGGCCCAUUCAGAUGGUGGAAUAUCUACCCGUAAAAGAAUGGGAGGCUGCUGCACCAACAUUUUUCUCACUAAAUUCCUCAGUGGAUUCGUGCCAUUUAAUAUGAUCUGAAAUUGGUGGUUAUGCCCACAUCGUUAAGCGGACAUAGACUUCUCUUGCAGAUUCCACUGGAAGAUUAGACAGGGUAAGGCUGGGCUUACACUACAGAAUUUUCGAGUGGAAUUCUGUUUUGAAAUUCCGCUCGGAAGUCUUGGUGCUGCCCAUGGAAUUCCACUGCACAGUGCACACAGCAGAUUUUUCCAGGCAGACUUUCCACCUGAAAAAUCCCCUGGAAAAAUUUUGGCGGAACAUUCAUUGUUCAAUGUUCUGGCGGAUCUCCAUUCAGCUGACAUUGCUGUCUAUGGGGUUGGCAAUGUCUGCACAGUCCUAGCACCGAAUGAUUCAACCAGCACUGGCCACACUCAGAAUCUCAGCCAGGUUCAUCUUCUGCAAGAAUCUAAUUCUUCAUCGGAAAUUUCUCUACAGAUCUUUCGACAUGAAAUAAGCAGCAGAAUUUCUAUCAGAAUAAAUAGGAGGGUGCUGCAAGUGGAAUCUGUGCAAAAUUCCCUGUGGAUAUUCCGUAGUGUGAACAAAGUCUUAAAGGGUUACUACACUGUAAACAUCUUAUCCCCCUUUGUAUAGGAUGUUAGAUUACAGGGGUCCCACCGCUGCAGCUUCCAUGUUCAUGACGUCACACCAUGCCCCCUCCAUUCAUAUCAAUGGGAGAGGGUGUGAUGGCUAGUACACAGCAGUCACGCCUCCUCCCAUAGGGGUGAAUGGAGGGGGUGUGGCCACAAGCAUCACCAGUCAUCGGGCAUGGAGCUGAAUUUGCUCCAUGCACCGAUUGACUUGGGGUGCUGCAGGGGAUAGGGGAUAAGAUGUUUGCAGUGGAGUACCCCUUUAAUGUGCAUAAAUGGCCAGGAAUUUAAAAAAGAGUGUAGUGCAGAAUCAAAUGUGUUACCGUUUACUUAUUUGUAUGUAAAAUACACUCUGGAGGGGGAAAGAUUGAAAAAGCAAAAAAAAAGCUCUUUUACCUUUCUUGUUUCUGCUCAACUGUGGGAAUCAUGGAAAUCGCCAAACCCUAAAGUGUUGGUGGUGCAGGAGCAAGGAAGGUAGGAGAGCGUUUUACAGAUGAGUGAAGUUACAGUAAUUCGAUUCGUCACGAACUUCUCGGCUUGGUGGUUGCUGACUUUAGCCUGCAUGAAUAAAUACAGUCCUAGGAGAGAGUCUCCUAGGACUGGAUCCAUCUUUUCCAGCCCACCGAAGCACCUGAAAGCUGAACUAACUUAUGCAGGAUAAGUCAGCAAACGCCAAGCCACGAGGUUCGUGACAAAUCGAAUCAUUGUAACUUCGCUCGUCUCUAGAGGUUUUUUUUAUUUAUUUAUUUUGUCUUUUUACCUUUCCCCUUUUCAAGCUGUUUUUACAUAGGAUUGAAUCACUGCAGUACCCUUUUUAAUAAAAGCAUGUCGUAUUCACAAAAUACACUCCCUGAAAAACUAUUUAUUAUGUAACAGAGCUAAUUUAAUUAUAUUUCUGGAACUACUUCACAAUACAGGUAGAUAGAAAUGUGAAGGACUUGGAAUAAAUUCUCUUGUAUAAGCAGGGAAGGGAAACACGUGUUGUGUAUUGUGCACUUCUUUAUGCUGCCUGUAACUCCUUGUAGUGUUUCAUUUCUUGUUUCUUUAUACUUUACAUCGGGUACCACCUGAGCUACUAGGAUUGCACAUGUCAUUACAUUAAGCCAUAUGUGUAUAUUUACAGCACUGCACCCUCAAGGCUGCUAUACACUGUUUUUUUUAUUUAUGUAUGCAGUGUUAUACCUCAUAUCUUUUUAUCAAAUUUUGUAUGUACUAUUAAGAUUAAAUAUUUUAUCU